AUGUCUCAGCCAACCUGCCCGCAGGUUGUGGCACACAGACAGAUACAGAUACGCAACAUUAAUAUUCCCCGCGUGUUCCUUAAACUUAGUAAACAGCUUUUAACAAUCGCUAGAACGUUUCCAACAGACUUUGGUUUAGUCUCUGCACUGCGCGGCGAUUGUGGACUUGCUUGUGGGACAACAAAGAACCACAAUCCCUCAAAACUAUCAUACUGCCCCCUAAUAUGA
This is a messenger RNA of Morchella importuna, 228 nucleotides long. RefSeq lists its product as uncharacterized. Bases 1 to 228 code for a protein of 75 amino acids. The transcript has 3 exons. The record is from RefSeq and is a predicted model, not a curated record. NCBI's taxonomy places the organism in Eukaryota, Fungi, Ascomycota, Pezizomycetes, Pezizales, Morchellaceae.